Messenger RNA from Trifolium pratense (red clover), 1800 nucleotides. RefSeq names its product F-box protein At2g26160-like. The record is from RefSeq and is a predicted model, not a curated record. Lineage: Eukaryota; Viridiplantae; Streptophyta; Magnoliopsida; Fabales; Fabaceae. The transcript is spliced from 3 exons. Bases 361 to 1521 code for a protein of 386 amino acids.
AAUUGUCCGCUGGUGUGAUGUUUUGCUCGAUAUGAACCCUAACCUCAGCAUCAAUUGGGUCAAACGCUCUGGAAACUCUGUUACGCACUCCUUAGCUAAUUGGGCCUCUAUUGAGCCCAAUAAAACUUGGUUUAAUAACUUUCCCUUGUAUAUCCUGGAAAAUCUCCAAACUGAUAUAUUGUUGCUGCUAAUCCUGCUAUGCGUAUUUCCUGAAAACAAGACGUGAACAACGGUGGGAGACAGUGCAAUUCAACUGCGAGGUCAACGGUGGUUCCUACGGCGGUUAAAGAUUCAUCUCUCUCUCUCUCUCUUUUGUGAGAAUUCGAACUUCGGUGCUACAUAUAAAUAAGGAAGUGUUCUAUGAAUGUGAUGAAUAUGAAUAAGGAAGUGGAGUCUUCAAACUCAAAGCUUGUUGAAGAAUUGUGGGUGGUUAUAUCCAAAAAACUCAACACUACAAUUGGCGUUGUUCGAUUUCGCAGUAUUUGUAGGUUGUGGCGCUCUCUUCUAGCUCCUCCACCUACCUCUCACAACCUCUGCAUUCGGCAUUCAAAAUAUUUACUACUCCAAACCAAAAUAUACUGCAUUCAACCAUCACCACAUGAUCACAACCCUACUACAUCUUCGCCAUCUAAUAAAGGUUCGAUCAUUAAGGUUUUUAAGAAUUCAAAAUCCUCCAAACUCCAUCUAUUUGAUCUCUUCACUAAUAAGAGAAUCCAAAUCGAGGAAACUAAUGAAAAAGUUUUGAAUUUGAUGAACUUUCGAGUUGUGGAGUUGUUUGAACUAUAUACUCAAAGUCAUAGCGAAAAUGAUAUUAAACUUAGGUGUGUAUCUUCUUGCGAUGUUUGCAAAGUUUGCAAAGUAAUUUUGUUUUCUAUUGAGGAUCGUCGUAUGGUCUUUGCACUACAUAACGAUAAAGAGAUUAAAGUUUCCAAUAUCGGAGAAAGUGAAGAGAUCACAUUGAAGGAUGAUUGUGGAGAAAACAAUUAUUUUGAUGAUAUAAUACAUUACAAGGGACAACUUUAUGUUGUAGAUAAAAUGGGAACAAUUUUUUGGGUCAAUGCUUUUACCUUGAAGUUGGUUCAAUUUUCACCAAAAAACAUGUUCUAUUAUGUUGAAAAUAGGCAUGUAAGGUCGAAUUGGGAUAAAAGGGUGAAUUCUAAUUUAAAUAAGAAGCAAUUAGUAGAGUAUGAUGAAAGUCUAUAUGUGGUUGAUUUGUAUAUUAAUGAUGAAAGGUAUUACAAAAGAGGUUACUUCUUGAAGGCUGCUUUUGUGGAAGUUUAUAAACUUGAUCAAGAAUGGGGUAAAUGGUUACAAAUAAAAGAUUUGGGUGAUGUUUCAUUUGUUUUGGGUAGAGAUUCAAAUUUUGCAUUGUUGGCUCAAGAUUAUUAUGGAUGUGAAGGAAAUUGCAUCUACUUCUAUCAUGAAAGCAAAGUUUCUUGUUUCAACUUAAAGACUUCACAGCCUAAACUUGCUGACAAUUUUUGGCCAUCUCCAACUUUGUUUCAUCCCAUGAGCGGUUGAUAUGUAGACUCUUAUGCAAAGUUGUGGAGACCUACCAACUUCUUUGAAGAUUUGUAGUUAAAUUUAUCGAUAAUCUAUCAAUUGCAGAGUUAUAGACUUUAAUCUAAGUCACUGUUGGUAAAUUAAAUAAGCUAGCUUAUAGUUUAUUGGACUAGCUUAUAAACUUGUUUGAUAAAAAUAUGAAGUGUUUGGUAACGAACUUCUCUAACUAGCUUUUAGCUUUUUUUGAGAUGCUAUUACAAAGCGUAUGAACUUAUAGCUUAUAGCUUUUUCAUUUUA